This is a messenger RNA of Necator americanus (New World hookworm), 675 nucleotides long. RefSeq lists its product as uncharacterized. Lineage: Eukaryota; Metazoa; Nematoda; Chromadorea; Rhabditida; Ancylostomatidae. Gene Ontology annotation, molecular function: lipid binding. The transcript has 7 exons. The record is from RefSeq and is a predicted model, not a curated record. Bases 1 to 675 code for a protein of 224 amino acids.
AUGAAGAAUGUUCACAGUCUUGGCUACUGCUUGAUAUUGUCAGUCGAAUACUUGUUGGUGCAUGUUUCCGUCUUGUGGCUGCAGCCAAUAUCUCCACCAUAUCAUUCGAUUAUUCUCCGACCUGCAACCAUGCUUCGAUUAGCUCUGUUGGCGCUCCUUUUCGUUUGUGCAUUUUCUGCUCCGGCUGUCGAAGUAGAAAAGUACGAAGAUAUUCCCGAACAGUACAGAGAACUGAUCCCUAAACAAGUCGCCGAUCACAUCAAGGCCAUCACCGACGAAGAGAAAACGAUCUUAAAAGAGGUGUUGAAGGAUUACGCCAAAUAUAAAAAUGAAGAAGAGUUCUUGGCAGCUCUGAAAGAAAAAUCUGCUAGUCUUCACGAGAAGGCUAAGUCCUUCCACGACUUCAUAAAGGGCAAAGUCGAUGCUCUUGGGGAUGAACCAAAAGAAUUUGUGAAGAAGGUCAUUGCCGACGUACGUAAACUGCACGCACAACUCCUCGCUGGUGAAAAGCCGUCUCUUGAAGACUUGAAGAAAUGUGCGAAAAAGCAUAUGACCGAAUACGAGUCGUUGUCCGAUUCCGCAAAGGAGGAUUUCAAGAAGAAUUUCCCAAUCCUUACCUCUAUUUUCACUAACGAGAAGGCGAAAGCAAUGAUCGACAAGUACGUACAAAACUAG